AUGGAGCAAGAAAGAGAAGAAGGUGAAAUGAGCGAUGACAAUGAAAUGCUAGUAGACGAUGAAGAAACCCAUACUAUUGAUAAUAACAUAAGUAGUACCUUGUUUUAUAAAGCUGAUAAAAACGGACUUAUUGUUGAAGAAUUAAAAAAAGUGGAUGCGUCUAAACUAGAAGAGCGGGCUAAAAGAUUUGGGUUAAAUCUUUCCGGAAACAAAGUAAUUACACAACAUCAAAUUGAUGAACUGUAUAUUAACUUUGGAAUUCAAAGUGGAAAUGAAAGACAUUUUAGGCUUGACACACUUCAUUUAAAUGGUGUUAGUGGACUAACUACAAAAGCGAUCUUUGAAUAUCUAGAGGAUUAUAAACCUGUUUCUUUAGAAUGUAUUGAUGAUAAUUCUUGUAAUAUGGUAUGUCAAGAUCAUAUAUCUGCUGCAUUAGCUUUAUUAGUGCAUUCUAGAGAAAUAAAAAAUGAAGAGAUCCAAAAGAUGUUAUUGGAUAAAUCAUCAUAUCACUGGAGAGAAGCAAUGCCACAUCCAAAGGGAGGUACAAUAUUGAUACGAUUUGCUACAAAUAGUGAUAAGAAAAUUGCUAUAAAAAAGCCAGAAAGGAAAUUGAAUGACACUUGUGAUAUGGAAAUUAUAAAUAAUCCGACUAAAAACCCAUGGGGUGAUUUAUGUAAAUCAUGGGGAGUUUAUGACCAUCAAGAAAUAUUUAAAAGGAAAUUUCCUAAAACAAAUUUUGAAGAUCAAUAUGAUGAGCCAAUUGAAACUAUACAAUUAAAAAAUAAGAAACUUGCCAUGCGUCUUGGAAAAAGGAAUCAUAAAGUUGAAGAUGAUGAAGAUAGUAGUAAUUCUGAUUCAGAAUGGAAAAAAAGGUCUAAAACUCCCAGAAUGAGGAUGCAUGCUGAUGAUGAGGAAUCAAAACAAGUUAAACAAAAAACUUAUCAUUAUGAUGAGGAAAAUAAGAGUAGUUUUGCUCCAUUAUCCAUUGAAGUGGUAAAUUCAAGAAGUACAUUUUUUCCAAGAGAAACAAAAAUGGUUUCUGACAAAUUUAAAUAUAAAGAUAAAAAAACGAGUUAUCCUUCUAAAAAUAUUCAAUCAAGAUUAGGAGUUAAAGUAGUACAAGAUCAAUUAAAUUCUAGUGAUGAAUAUUCAUCUGAUGAAACUGACCAGUAUACAAUGAGUAAAGUGCAAAAAGUAACAAAUCAUGGUAAAAGUUCUGUGUGGUCAAGAUUAGAAGCUAAUGUGGCCAAAAAUACAAAUCAAAAUGAUUUAAGACAAAUUUUGACAACAAGAAAACAUAAAUCAGAUGACCUACGAGAAAAAUUGAGUAAAUCUAAACAAUGUAAUUUACGUAUUGAAAUAGACAAUAGUUAUACUGAUGAA
Brenthis ino (lesser marbled fritillary) is the source of this 1383-nucleotide messenger RNA. Lineage: Eukaryota; Metazoa; Arthropoda; Insecta; Lepidoptera; Nymphalidae. The record is from the annotation of a GenBank genome assembly.